CGGGGCUCCGGCGCUCCUUCCGUUUUCUUCCCGGGGCUCUUCCCUGCCUUCCCUGCCCGCGGGGCCGCGCCAGCGCCGGCCCAGCGCCUCUCCCGCCCCGCGGCCGCCUCCUCCAACGGACCCCGACGUGUCGAUUGGCAAAGAAAACUCCUGUCACAGGAUCGUGUCAAGUAAUGUGCCUUGGUGUCCUACAUGUUAAUUGACUGAAUCCCUGCCAGACUUGGUCAUGCAACACCACUGCUCUUUUCUGAUAAACUGUAGUCCUACUGUAUCCAGGCUUUUAUUGGCUUUUGCUUUCCCUAAAGGCGCAAUAAUUCCUGACAGCAAGAAAACAGUUACAAGUGUUUGCAUGGUAUAUUGCAGUGGAUCUGAAGUUGACAUAAGAGAGAAUUUCUUCUGGGAAGAGAAGUUUCCCUGUGAGGCCGACCCUGAAGAUGUGGACUGCCAUUGUGUUCUUCCUGCUGAUUUCCAUCUGUUUUUGUGAACACCAAUUUUCUGUCCUGAAGGGGAGAGGAGUCCAUGUAGUGCAAAUAAUCAGGCUUACCAGUGAAGAGCAAUGCAGGCAGGCCUGUCAAAGCUCAGGUGCUUCAGGGGGCUAUCACUGUAAUUGGUCUGUGCCCUACCAGAAUCACUGCCUCCUCCUGCAGUGUCACCAGCUGAGUGUGUGCCAGAAUGCUGGAGAACAGGACAUCAGAGACCUGCUUGCAGAAAUUGUCAACAGCAAAUGGGAACCAGCCCUGUUUCACCGCCAGAGCCAUCCACAGAAGACAGAGAGGAUGCUGAAUGCACGGAUUGAUCAACACAGUGUGCAAAACACGUUUUCUUCAAUUGCUCAGACUCACAGUAUUCAUUUGAGGCAUUUGCUUGGGGUUCAGAAGAGAGAUGUCACAACAAGUACAAGCAAACCAAUUGCAAGUGAUGCUGCCACCACUACUGCCCCUGCCAUAACGACAAGUGUUACAAAUGCAACUUCCUCUACCACUUACAAAGCGACUGCCAAAGCCUCAAACCCCCCUGGAGGUUCUGAUGCUUCUACUACAACCAUGUCAUCCUCUGCCUUUUCUCUCCCUCAUGAUAACAUCUCUGCUCCCACUACCAGCAAUGUCACCCAGAUGGUGAUGACCAGCCAAAAAUUAGGAAGUAGUAGCUCUGUCCCAGUACUGUCCCCCACUUCUGCUCCCCUCACUGUUCCUUUUGAAGCAGGCACCCAAGCACAGCAGCCUGGGCCAGGUAGCACCAGCAGCAGUGCUCCUCAUGCUGACAGCCUCAGCACUGCUGGAGCUGAUCUGAAGACACUGACCCCAGCACUGACCCCAGCACUGACCCCAGCACUGACCCCAGCACUGCCCACCCGCACCCCACAGGAUGCAGGAACGUCUUCCAGCGCUUCCAUGAAUGCCACGGCACCCAUGCCAACAGAGAGCUCUCCCUCUGUGAAUUCAGUGCAUGCUGGGACAUCACUAAGUCUAAAGCCAGAGGUAAAAACAGCAACAGCAUCCUUGAAUGAAUCAGCUUCUCCUCUGGGCUCUACAAGAGGUGCUGUGGUUUUAACUACAAUCUCUACAGUAGCAACUACAACUGAACAUGGGGUAAAGUCAACAUCCGAUGUCUUUUCAACAACCAUGGCUCCAACAGAUGCAGCCAAAACAACAGCUUCAGGCCUCACAGAAACUCAGGACACAGACAACGAAUAUCUUCUCAUUGCUGCUGAGCCCCUGACUCAGUACUUAGUGGAUAAAAGUUCACUACUUGCAGUGCUUUUAGUUGGUACGUUCUUUUUCUUAACUGUUAUAGUUCUUUUCCUGAUGCAGGCCUAUGAGAGCUACAAGAAAAAAGAUUACACACAGGUGGAUUACCUGAUCAAUGGAAUGUAUGCGGACUCAGAGAUGUGAAGAGGUGGGGAUAAAUAGUAGUCAAGAGAUGGAAAGGAGAUUGAAAGUCUGCAUGACUUGUUUUUCCUUUCUAUCUGCCUAUAACACAAACUGAAAGUGCUUCCAAAUUUACUUCUAGUGCAAUUGAGGAGAAAUGCCAUGUACUGUAUUAAGAAAAAAUAAUAAUUUUUUAUUCAACUGUGCAACAGGUUGCUGCAAAACCAUAAAAAAAGGAAUAAUUUUUAACAUUUUCAUAAUGCACGGUAGCUUUGGCCAUUAUAAUUCAUUGCAAAAUAAAUCUAACAAGGUGUAAGUUACCAUCAUCUGAAAAUGCUGUAGUGCUUUUCAGCUGUUUACAGUGCAGGUUGUGUUUCAUUUGUCUCACGUGUGCUCCUCUGAAAACAGAGCAAUGGAUGCUGUCACCUUUUGUGAAGUGCUCCCAAGUAGCCAGAUGAGAAGUGUGGAGUACUGUUGCAACAGGGGACUUUUAAUCCAGUGUGUGUCAUAUUUCAGUGUGCUUCUUGCUUAUGAAGAGAUCUGUUUACAAGGUAUUGUAAACUCUGUUUACUGCUAACCCAAGGUAUCUUUUCACCACAGAGUGGAUUACUGUGCCUCUGCACUUAAAUGAUCUUAUUUUUAUAUUCAGUUAAUAAACAGGGCCCUGGAAGGGCAGAUC
This is a messenger RNA of Zonotrichia albicollis (white-throated sparrow), 2547 nucleotides long. RefSeq names its product chromosome 6 C11orf24 homolog (gene C6H11orf24). Lineage: Eukaryota; Metazoa; Chordata; Aves; Passeriformes; Passerellidae. The record is from RefSeq and is a predicted model, not a curated record.